This is a messenger RNA of Diversispora eburnea, 153 nucleotides long. The record is from the annotation of a GenBank genome assembly. Lineage: Eukaryota; Fungi; Glomeromycota; Glomeromycetes; Diversisporales; Diversisporaceae.
UUAAUUGUAUAUCGUUAUCCUUACCACAACGAAGAACGAAGAGGUUCAACACAACGAAUAAUUGAUAUAAAUAAAACUGGUAUUGCUAAUGUAAUUUCUACUAUACGAGAUGUUUCUGUAGUAUUAAGUAUCGGAUUAGAUUCUUUAAGAUAA